This is a messenger RNA of Protobothrops mucrosquamatus (brown spotted pit viper), 3150 nucleotides long. RefSeq names its product charged multivesicular body protein 4B (gene CHMP4B). The record is from RefSeq and is a predicted model, not a curated record. NCBI's taxonomy places the organism in Eukaryota, Metazoa, Chordata, Lepidosauria, Squamata, Viperidae. Gene Ontology annotation, cellular component: cytoplasmic side of plasma membrane; ESCRT III complex; multivesicular body. Gene Ontology annotation, molecular function: DNA-binding transcription factor activity. The transcript is spliced from 5 exons. Gene Ontology annotation, biological process: vesicle budding from membrane; late endosome to vacuole transport via multivesicular body sorting pathway; regulation of DNA-templated transcription. Bases 259 to 942 code for a protein of 227 amino acids.
GGGGGCGCUUAGGGCUGAUGCCGAGGGCUGGGUCUAAGAGAGCGGUCAGUGUCGGGCCUUUGGCCUGUGCGGCCAACUAGCCCGCUUGACGGUUCGAGGACGGGAGGGGGACCGCAGGGAUCACCUUUCCCCGCCACGUCCACCUCAGCACCUCGGGAGCAACCGCAGCAUCUUCUAGAGAGCCUCCUUCCCUUCCCCGUUUUCCUUACUUCCUCCGGGCUGGGGUUCUCGGUCGCUCUCCUCGCGCGAGGUCCAGCCAUGUCCGGGCUGCUGGGGAAGUUGUUCGGGAUCGGCCCGGGGGAGAAAGGCGGCGGGAAGGGGCCUUCUCCCCAGGAGGCCAUCCAGAGGCUGAAAGAGACCGAGGACAUGCUGAGUAAAAAACAGGAGUUCCUGGAAGAGAAGAUCGAGCAAGAGCUGUUGGCGGCCCGCAAGCACGGCACCAAGAAUAAGCGCGCUGCACUCCAAGCUCUAAAACGAAAGAAGAGAUAUGAAAAGCAACUUGCUCAAAUAGAUGGCACACUCUCCACAAUUGAAUUCCAGAGGGAAGCCUUGGAAAAUGCUAACACAAAUACCGAAGUGCUCAAGAAUAUGGGCUUUGCUGCAAAAGCAAUGAAAGCUGCUCAUGAUAACAUGGAUAUUGACAAAGUAGAUGAACUCAUGCAAGAUAUUGCAGAACAGCAAGAGUUAGCUGAUGAAAUUUCAACUGCUAUCUCCAAGCCUGUAGGAAUUGGUGAAGAAUUUGAUGACGAUGAACUGAUGGCUGAAUUAGAGGAGCUAGAGCAGGAAGAACUGGAUAAAAACCUGUUGGAAAUCAGUGGUCCAGAGACUGUUCCACUACCCAAUGUGCCCUCUAUAGCUAUACCUUCAAAGCCUGCUAAGAAAAAAGAAGAGGAGGAUGAUGAUGACAUGAAAGAGCUUGAAGCCUGGGCUGAAAACAUGUAACUGCACCAGCAGUGAGCUGGAUAAAUAAUUGGGACUGGUCACCUGUUGCUAAAGGUGCACAUAUACUUGGGAGACUUCAUUAAGCUCAAGGUCUUUUAUUUCUUUAAGCCCCAAACUGGGAAUUACAUUCUACAGAGCUUGGUUUGAACAAAGUAAACAAAAGUUUCCAAGAAGGGCACCUGUAAUAUAGAAUGUUGAAUUCCUUUACAUAAUAAGUGUUAUUGGCAAAACUCCAAUAUUCAGCUUCUGGACUUAGCUAAUGCCAUUGCUGGAUCCUCAUCUUUCAGAAUUCUGACUGUGUUGAGACUUGGGAUGUGAAAGUGGUAACUUAAGUUGAAUGAAAUUUCGUGUAAAGCAUUACAAAAUGGAAACUCAUAAGCCAUUAUUGGCUUACUGUGUUUAGAUGUACAAAUGCAUUAGGCUUUUAGUACUUUAAAGUCUGUAUUUAUAUUGGCAACAUUGAAAUGCCUCUCAUAAUGACACUGAACUUGGUCACUUUCCCCAUUUUAAUUGGUGAAGUGGAUUUGGAAUGAUAAAUUAUUUUGUUAUGGAAAUAAAUUAAAUUUACACCUCUGUUCUAGCUGUAUGUUUUUCUAGAUAGCACCUGGAUGUUUACUAUUUGUGACAACCGAUAGCCCAUGCAGAAACAAACAUACAUUUAUUUUAAAUAUGAAUGCACUGUAUUAAACUGAUUUUCAUACUGUCUGAGGUGUUCAUUUGUGUAAAUAUUACAAAACUUUGAAAAACUUUUUGGAUUUUCUUCCAGUUUAUUUCUUAGUUUUUUCCUCAUUCUCUCAAAAUUUGCCUUUGAGAUAGAAAUAUUGUACAGAUAUUCCAAGUAGUUCUCCACAAGCUUUUCUUUUCUUUGUUUUUUUAUUCUUCAGAGAGAAUGAUCUAGAAACAAAUAUAUUUCAGCAUUAAGCAGAAUUUCUGGGAAAGUUUUGAAUUCAUCUUUUUUGGAUUGUUUACUGUGUCUAUCUACCUUUUGAACUUAUUUUCCAUUUGAGAUUUCAUAACGAGGUCUAAAAGAAACUUGGCACUAGAUCAAAAAAUAACUCCAUAAUAAUACUAAUGAAAAAAAUAUUUUUUUCAGUUUGUAUAUGCAUAUAUUUUACAGUUAUGUCAUUUUUAUAUGAAACUGAAUGGGUGUUCACGUACACUUUAUAAAUGCAUUUAGUCUUUACCAAAGUGCUACCAAAUCCCAAAGCAACACACUUGAUCCUAAUGCUGGCUAAUCAUGCCAGGUUUUUUUUUGUUCUUUAGUAUGCCAGAAUUUUAAUUGGAAAACUUACCAAGCUAUAAUUGAACAUAAUAUUCUGAUAUGUAGAAACAGAAAUACAACAUUUCUUUUUUUUUAUUGGAAGCAGGAUACAAUUUUUAAAGCCCUAAAACAGAUCACACUCAUUCUUAGUAUUGUUAAGGAUGUAUGUGCAUGCCAUCUUUCUCACAAUUGUUUGAGUAUAGAUCUCCCUAUUCAUCUUUAUGAUUUUUUAAUAUCCUUCAGUGUUCUUUUUCUCAGGAUUGUGAGCCCAUUUUCUCAGGAAAGAAGAUUAUGUACUAUUAUACUGAUGUACUGCUUUCCUCCAUAUACUUGCACCGCAUGGUGAAAGCAAAAUAAAAGUUACUAAAAUACUCUUGGGUUUCAAAGUAACUGCAAUUUUGUAUAGUUGUCUUCAAUAGAGACAUAAUGGCCUUGAGGGUGGUUGUAAUACAGUGCCGAGUUACCCAUUCUCAGUAGCUGAUUCUUUGGUUCAUUUUCUCUGAUGUAUUUACUGUAAUUCACUUUGUUGUUUAAGAUUAUCACCUUAUUGCCGACCCUGAAUGAAAAGUCCUACAGAGCUUGUAUGAGAUUUUUUUAUGAACCCCAGAACUAUAAGAAUUCUAAUUGAUAAAAUUGGUUAUAUGUCUUGCUUCUAUGGAAUAAACCAGAGAAUGAUACAUAGAUCUAGCUUUUACAGUUCUUUCCAAACCAUGUUUUUUCUUCUGAUAAAGAUUCAGCUAGAUUGUUUUUAAUUAGAAAAGUAAUUAGAAAAUUUAUAAAAACUAAGUCAUUUAAGCAAAUGUAAAGGCUGUGUCACAGGCUCAUUUUUGUUUGAUAGAUGGGGUGGAUUGGAUUUUACUAACACAAGAUACUUUAUUGAUGAGCAGUUACAAAAAUACUGUAAAAUUUGGUUCUCAACAAAAAUAAAGCCUUUAUUAAGUCUGUCA